AGUGUGGCUGACAGCUAAAAUAAGCCACACUGUUGUUGGGAACAAUCGUUUCUUCGCCUAUUUUGAUCACAUAAGAUGUCUUCACUUCUCAAGGUGGACAAUGAAAUUAAAACCAAGGUUGACGCUUUCAGGGAACGAAUCACUUCAGAAGCAGAAGAGUUAGUUGCAAGUUUUUUCCCAAAGAAGUUGCUGGAGCUUGACCACUUCUUAAAGGAUCCAAUCAUAAACAUCGCUGACCUGAAGGAGAUACACUCGGAGAUAAACCUGACGGUGCCGGACCCCAUUUUGCUCUCAAACCUGCAAGACGGACUAGAAGCGCAAAAUGCCAAAAAGAGAAAGCUGGAGGAUGGAGGUGGGGAGGACAUGGUGACGGGCACCAAGGUCUUCGUCAUGCCUGGUGGGAUGCUGAAGAGCAACGGAAGCCUCGUUGAGCUUAUUGAGAAGGUCAAACCAGAGAUCAGGACGCUCAUAGAGAAAUGUAACACAGUGAAGAUGUGGGUGCAGCUGCUUAUCCCCCGGAUAGAAGACGGAAACAACUUUGGAGUGUCAAUCCAAGAGGAGACGGUAGCUGAACUCAGAACAGUUGAAGGAGAGGCAGCGUCUUACCUCGACCAGACAUCAAGAUACUACAUCACAAGGGCAAAGCUGGUUUCUAAAAUAGCUAAAUAUCCACAUGUGGAGGACUAUCGGCGCACAGUAACCGAGAUUGAUGAGAAGGAAUACAUCAGUCUGAAGAUCAUAGUUUCUGAGCUCAGAAAUCAAUACGUAACGCUACACGACAUGAUCCUGAAGAACAUUGAGAAGAUCAAGAGGCCUCGAAGCAGUAACACAGACGCGUUGUACUGAUGUUCAUCCAGCUGUCUCAGCCUCCCCCCCUAGUUGUAGUCCCUGUUCCUCUGGACUACAACUAGACCUCCACCUACUUCAGUACAAUCAACACAACCCGGUACAAAAACAUAGACAGACACAACGCACAUGUUUCUGUUUUAAGUGUAAAAUAUUUUUCUUGUUUUAAAAACCCUUUGAAGGAAAAUGGUGAGAUGCGCUUUGUAUCUUUUAAUUUGAAUUGAACAUUUUGUCCUGAGAUCUUUGUGAAAUAGUUUCAUUUAUAUCUUUAAGAAGAAUUCAGAGCCGAGUGGUUUGUUUCAUUUCACUGAAUGUUUUCUGUUUAUUUAAGUCUUAUAUUGGACGUCUUCAUCUGGAGGAAGGGCGUUUAGUGGAUUUAGUUUGUUCUCCGAAUGUUAUACAUUACACAAUGUAGUCAUUACAUAUGAAUACUAAGCAGGUUUCAGAUCCACAGGCUUAUUCGUUUUCAGUGAAAAUUCAUAAGUCAAGCAUCUCUCGUGUUGAGGCAUUCGUUCUAUUCAAUAAAACGUUUUUUGAUAAAAGAAAA
This is a messenger RNA of Anarrhichthys ocellatus (wolf-eel), 1393 nucleotides long. It is a transcript of the gene psme3, whose product is annotated as proteasome activator subunit 3. Bases 76 to 846 code for a protein of 256 amino acids. The record is from RefSeq and is a predicted model, not a curated record. Gene Ontology annotation, molecular function: endopeptidase activator activity. Gene Ontology annotation, biological process: regulation of proteasomal protein catabolic process; positive regulation of endopeptidase activity; regulation of G1/S transition of mitotic cell cycle. The transcript has 10 exons. NCBI's taxonomy places the organism in Eukaryota, Metazoa, Chordata, Actinopteri, Perciformes, Anarhichadidae. Gene Ontology annotation, cellular component: nucleoplasm; cytoplasm; proteasome activator complex.